ACACAAGUUGCGCUCAAAAAAUUAAAAGACUCGUUUAGACCGGUAUUCAUAGAGAGUGUGUUCAGCACUGACACUGUUUUGAGUGAUUUACAGAUUGUUUUGUUCGUGAAAUGAGUGGUAAAUAUGGAAACAAAGAGUUGGAUGAGUUCUGUCAUCGGAACCAAUUGACAGCCAAUUAUUCAACACCUGAUGAGCCGUUAGAUGGCUUGGGAUACAUGACUACUAUCCGGAUGCUGAACACCGAUGGCCGGGAAGUGGCGUCUGAGUCGGCAUUUGGCGGCACUAAAGCC
Molecule: messenger RNA, 290 nt
Organism: Oppiella nova
Lineage: Eukaryota; Metazoa; Arthropoda; Arachnida; Sarcoptiformes; Oppiidae
Source: the annotation of a GenBank genome assembly